AUGAAGUGGUCAGAAGAGCACGAUCUCAUGCUAUGCAGAGAAGUUCUUGUCAUGGAACCAUUCAAGCACCCAAAGCAAAGUAGAGAGAGAGGAGAAAUCUGGGGAGAAAUAGCACAAAACUUAAAUGGGCUCAGUGUACCCAAAUUCACUGUAAGAACGCGGUCUGUUAGGGACAGGCUCACUCUUUUGCUGAGGAAGUACAAAGAAAAGGUGAGAAACGAAGAGCAGGGUUCUGGCAUGAAAUGUGACGAGGAAACAGAAUUGGAGAUGGCAUUGUUUGAAAUCAUAGAAAAAGAACAGGCAGCUGAUUUAGAAAGGAAAGAAAACACUAACACUCUUACCAAGAAGAAUGAAAACGACAAGGCGUCAGCCGAAGAAAGUAGGUUGAAGGCCUUGGAGCGCCUGGGCCAAACAAAAAAGAGGAAUGCUGAUUCAUGUGAUGAAGUUAUCAAACUAAAAAGCAGAAGAAGUACCACUGAAGCUGUGCAAAUUCUAAAAGAAAAAUUUGAGAAUGAGAAGGAAUUCCGGAAGGAAGAAAUGGAAUUGAAGAAGAAAGAGCAAGAAAAUAAAGCAGCUCAGCAUCAAAUGCUGAUAGAUCAGCAGAGGCAGAACCAGCAACAGUACUAGACUGCAAAACAGUCGGUUUUUUUCUCAAAAUCAGUAAAGAAAUCGGUAAAGUGUGGCGUAAGAGGCAUACGCGCGCGACGCGCGCGAGCCUCACACGCCCGUAGGGCGUGUGAGGCGAGAGAAAAAAAACCGACUGUCUGUUUUGCAUACAACGAGUUCGUUCCGACCAGGGGGUUCAAAAAUGUCGUCGAGCUGUCAAAAAUCUGUUCACAGCUCCGCCCUCUUUGUGAAUUUGAUACACUCGGUGAUUGGUUUCGAGGGAGAAUAGCGCGUGUUAUUGUCUGCACUUUACUUCGAAUCUUGACGCUGUAAUCCAGUAAUUCUAAACAGUUUUUAGCGUUGCUUCUCUGUGAAAUGUAGUGUAUAUAGUGAAAUGUAGUAUAUAUAGUGGAGGUGGCAGUACGACAACAAAGCCUGUGCCUGCUGCUCGGAGAGGGAGAAAGCCGAAAGAGCCGAGCGCUUCGGAUAAAUUGUAGAAUGUGCGGCGGUUGUUUCAAAUACAGUUCGGCAAUUUUGCGAGUGGAUGGAUAAGCUCGGAAAAUGUUUUUAUUGCGCCUACCAGAAAAGGAGAAACGUUACCAAAGUGGGCCGACCUACUGAAAAACGAACUUUUCGUUGUCCUCGAGGAAGGAUCGAGAAUCUUUCUCCACAAGAGUUUGCUCUCCUUGCGGAACAAAGGUUAGAAACUGCCCCGGGAUUCCCGUGAAACUGCACGGCGAUGCUUUCGCAAAUUAGAGAAGAACUGAACACGCCAACUGACAAUGAACAAUUAUUGCGACUGAAAAGAAUGAGUACGUCCCCUCAUUCCAAUCCACGUCUUGGUGAUUUAGCUCUGUAAAUCACUAUCUGUGAGAAUUUAAAAUCCUGCUAAAAACGCUAACGAGCUGGGCCCAGCGUGACAAAACAUUGCAGGAAAAAGUCACAUUCACGGACACAAAGAAAAUCGCUUAAAAUUAUUCAAAUCCAGGAGGCACUUUGGAGAAAUAAAACAACCUAAAACCCUUAAUCAGCCGCAAUGAAGAGCUUGACAUUUCUAAAGGGGCCAAGAAAGAAAAUGCUCUUGCAUCAGAGAGGAAAUUCAUGCUGACCAGAGAAAAUCAGUAUUCUCUAUUUUCCAAUUGCCCAUAAUACACUCUGUUUGCCCCCCAAAUUCUGCAUAAACCAUUGUUUUUAAAUGCUCCUGGCAGUAUUGUAUUUUCCCAAGAGCAUUUUAAGACAAUAAGUUAUGCAAAAUUUGGGGGGCAAACAGAGUGUAUUAUGGGCAAUUGGAAAAUAGUCAAUGCGUGUCACGACCUCUCAGUAUGAAAUAUAUUUAAUAAGCGGCCAAAACUCACAUUUGCUCAGUGAAAACGUUUUCCUCCAAAGCAAAAUCUACUCGACAGAGAAAACAAUUCAAUGGAACAAGAAGCAUUUUUGCAUGAGGUAAACUGAGUAGUGUGUUUCCUACCGAUGCCCCCUUUUUACCCAGGCGAGAUAACAAUGACGGUCGGCCGUUGCACGGAACUUGAAGAACUCUUUGCAUGAACAAACAUCUGAUAAAUGAGGCUUUUCUCAAAUCCUGUUGGUAGAACACGGAAAACAUCCUUUCCCCUGAGCAGCAACUCCAAAGCUUCCCUCUGCUCCGAUUUUAAAACAAAUCCCAAUUCUUUGCGAGCAAAUCCAGGCGAUCAAUAUCCGUCAUUUUACAGCGAAAGCUUCAGAAAUUCAUCAAGGUAGGGAAUAUCGCGAAUGACUUGUUGAAAACAUUACUUGACAGCUUGGUGACAGCUUGCAUCGAAAUUUAGCCAAUGGGAAUUACCCGUGGCUGGGAGAAGCGGGUAAUUCGAACGAAUAUCACGUAUGCAAAACGGACAGUCCGUAUUUUUAGCGUCUCUCCCCAGUCUCGCUCUCUGAUUUCAGCUUCGUUCCAGACUUUUGUUUGACUGCUCGCGCGUACUUGAAUACGCAAAAAUACGGACUGUUUUGCAGUCUACAACAGUACCAGGAUGUAAUGAAGAUGAUGGCUGAACAGCAGCAGAGGCACGAGCAGCAGCUACACAUCUUUCAAAUGCUUUUCCUGCAGCAGCAACAACAACAGAGUCAAAUGUUAAUGAGUUUACUUGAAAAAGUAAUGCCCAAAUCCUCAUAA
Messenger RNA from Porites lobata, 2755 nucleotides. NCBI's taxonomy places the organism in Eukaryota, Metazoa, Cnidaria, Anthozoa, Scleractinia, Poritidae. The record is from the annotation of a GenBank genome assembly.